Messenger RNA from Megalops cyprinoides (Indo-Pacific tarpon), 2510 nucleotides. Its product is annotated as ornithine aminotransferase, mitochondrial-like. Gene Ontology annotation, cellular component: cytoplasm. The record is from RefSeq and is a predicted model, not a curated record. The coding region runs from base 89 to 1417 and encodes 442 amino acids. The transcript has 10 exons. Lineage: Eukaryota; Metazoa; Chordata; Actinopteri; Elopiformes; Megalopidae. Gene Ontology annotation, molecular function: L-ornithine transaminase activity; pyridoxal phosphate binding; identical protein binding.
CUCGUUGCGUGGCGGCGGAGACGGAGAGUGGAAGCCAGGGCAGGCUGUCUGCUGGAGUUCAUCAUAUUUAUAAGAGACAAUCAGAGGGAUGCUUUCCAAACUGCGCGGUGCCCUGAGUCGGGCGGGACCGGCGCUCUCUCGGGGCGUGCACACGGGGGCCCGGCCCGCCUCCAGCGCUGCUGCCAGCCUGAAGCGCUCGGAGCGCCCCCUGUCUGCAGAGGAGGUGUUCGCUCGUGAGGAAAAAUACGGAGCCCACAACUACCACCCGCUUCCUGUGGCCCUGGAGCGAGGAGAAGGGCUACACGUGUGGGACGUGGAUGGCCGCAGAUAUUUCGACUUCCUGAGCGCGUACAGUGCGGUGAACCAGGGCCACUGUCACCCCAAAAUCAUUGCUGCGCUCCAUGCCCAGGCCUCCCGCCUCACCCUCACGUCCCGAGCCUUCUACAACGACGUGUUGGGCGAGUAUGAGCAGUACAUCACCACCAUGUUCGGCUACCACAAGGUCCUGCCCAUGAACACAGGUGUUGAAGCUGGAGAGACAGCGUGUAAACUGGCUCGGAAAUGGGCCUACAACGUGAAGGGUACUCCAAAGUACAAAGCAAAGAUCAUUUUCGCAGAGGGGAAUUUUUGGGGGCGCACCAUGGCGGCCAUCUCCAGCUCCACAGACCCCAGCAGCUACGACGGCUUCGGCCCCUUCAUGCCGGGCUUCGAACUCAUUCCCUACAAUGACGUGCCUGCGCUGGAGCGAGCUCUGCAGGACCAGAAUGUGGCUGCGUUCAUGGUGGAGCCCAUCCAGGGCGAGGCGGGGGUGGUGGUUCCAGACCCAGGGUACCUUACCAAAGUGAGGGAGCUGUGUACCCAGCACAAUGUGCUGUUCAUUGCUGACGAGGUGCAGACGGGAUUGGCACGAACGGGCCGACGGUUGGCAGUGGACCAUGAGGCAGUGCGUCCGGAUCUGGUGCUCCUGGGGAAGGCGCUUUCGGGCGGAGUCUACCCUGUGUCUGCUGUGCUGUGUGACGAUGAGGUGAUGCUAACCAUCAGGCCUGGAGAGCAUGGCUCCACCUACGGAGGCAACCCGCUGGCCUGCCGCGUGGCCAUCGCCGCCCUGGAGGUUCUGGAGGAGGAGAAGCUGGCAGAAAACGCUGAGAAGAUGGGGGAGCUGCUGAGGGCGGAGCUGAGGAAACUGCCCAAUGAAAUCGUCACUACAGUCAGGGGGAAAGGCCUGCUCAACGCCAUCGUCAUCAAGGAGACUAAAGACUAUGAUGCCUGGAAGGUUUGUCUGCGCCUCAGAGACAAUGGCCUGCUGGCCAAGCCCACUCACGGUGACAUCAUCAGACUGGCCCCGCCCCUCAUUAUCAAGGAGGACGAGGUCAGAGAGUGUGUGGACAUCAUCAAGAACACCAUCCUGUCCUUCUGACCCAGCUGAAGCACGUACUGGCGUCCUGUCAGACUGAGCCUGCUUCAUAUUACCCACAAGAGUGAAUCCUAUACAUGAACUCUGGACUUAAGCACAUGGAUAACUUAGGUUAAUAACUUAAGCGUGUGAACCAAAACUUUUCAUAGGACAUCUCAUUGAAAAAAAAAAAGUCUCAAUAUACACGAGGGAUUUUAAUGGCUGCAAUGUGUGGCAGUUUUGUCAGUUUUAUCAUUUAGGAUGACCGAUAAACAUGAAUUGGCAAAAGUUCUUGGCUGAGAAGAGUUAGAAGUAUUCUAGGAUGAAAGCUACUUGAAUGUUAAGUGUUUAAUGUUUCACUGCUGCAGGGGAACUCUGGGUGGUUUGUGGUUAUCCGUACAGAACGCACAGCAGAGGAUAUUGGCACGUGUUUACCAUAUUGAAAAAGCAAAAGAACUGUGUUCAGUCUACAGUUCAGCCUGAAACUAGCUCUCUCAUUGUAAAAGGGAACAAUUCUUGAAAGCAAAUUCAUAAAAAUGAUUUUUUUAUUACAAACAUUUUGGUUGUUUUUACAGUGUAGAUGGGAGUUGUUUGAAUGGAUUCAUAUUUCAUUAGAGAUGAAUAUGUUUUAAAAUCUGCAUUGUGGAGCUGAGUGUAGCAGAUUGUUGGGGAGGGGAAGACCAGGGCGUUUUCCUGUGUGUACCCCACUAUCUCUGUGAAUAUAAGACCUGCUCAGGAAUCUAUAGGAGAGGAACCUCUGAGAUUCAGAUCUAAAGAGCUACUGACAGAAGUACCUGUGGACCUGAAGUACACUGGAAAAAUGAAAGCUGGUAAAACACUGAAGGCUAAAUGUGUAGCGCAAGACGACAGGACUGAGGGAAUCCGUUACUGAAACUGACUGUUGCACUUUUUCAGUGUACAGUGUUGAAUCUGCUGUGUGUUAGCAGUGACGGAAGUCAGAGCGUCACAUUUCUUUUUAAUGAACAGUGUGUUGUCACUGCAGAGAAUUCUUGCAAAGUGCAGCUCAAAUGCAGUUGGAAAGAAUGUUUACAUCUGUACAGUGUGUUUACAGGAAACGUCAGUGUCACCUUGUGUUCGGUUUAAAUGGCAAAGAAGA